Galleria mellonella (greater wax moth) is the source of this 2975-nucleotide messenger RNA. Its product is annotated as protein rolling stone-like. The record is from RefSeq and is a predicted model, not a curated record. Bases 325 to 1119 code for a protein of 264 amino acids. Lineage: Eukaryota; Metazoa; Arthropoda; Insecta; Lepidoptera; Pyralidae. Gene Ontology annotation, cellular component: membrane. The transcript is spliced from 6 exons.
CGCGCAUAACGCGCGUGUUCUACUCUCUUAAUACUACACAUUAAAAACAUCGCGUAUAUAUGUAAUAAAAAAAAUAUUAAAUAAAAAAAAAUAAGAAACAAUAUCUAUUUUAAGUGCUACAGCAAAUACAUGAAAAUACAGUUACGCACUAAACGUGCAAAGAGCACAGAGUAACAGCUAGAUUAAACAGCUUUUGGCAGCUGUUCAUUGAAACUGUAAAGUGCCCCGUAGACGAUUGCAAUUGAACGAAACACAACUCCAGUGUUUUUAACUGUAAACACACAAGGAUAAAGAAACCUGUACGAUUAGUUUGAAAUAAAUACAAUGGGUCGAUUAAACUGGAGAAACGCUCACUGCAUGGGUGGUGUUAUGGACGGAGAUGAGACAUCGAAGUUGUUUGGAAAGUCCUGCCGUGGGAAUGUAUCGCCAUUGUAUUGGCGCAUCCCAAUUCUGCUAUGGUCCGUCGUCGUGAUCACUUGUUCAGUCAGCUUUUUCUGGGGCUCCCGUGAGAAAUUCCUCAUUUAUAUGACGCACUGGGGACUGGUGUUAAUUUCAUUGGAAUCUCUGUUUGGAAUCAUUGUCACAGUCAGAAAAGUUAACAAAGAAAAAUCUGAUGCUACAUUCGGGUUACCAUGGUACGUCAAGACUUACUGGUUGUUGUACAAUAUCGCUAUACCGGUGUCCUUCCUCGUCUCCGGAUUCUACUGGGGUCUCCUCAGGAGUAAAGUGGGAAAGUUGGACUACUUCGCACCAAAUCCAGUGCUGGACGUAAUGUUACACGGAAUUAACUCAGCUGUAAUGUUGGUGGAGCUACUGUCGUCGGCGCACCCCAGCAGGUUACUUCACAUCAUGCAGCCGCUUCUGUUCGCAGGAGCUUACCUGUUAUUCACCGUUAUAUAUUACUACGCUGGAGGGCUCGAUCCGUGGGGUCACCCAUACAUUUACCCCGUAAUGGACUGGAGUAAACCACGAGAGACGAUAGUUGUUGCGGCACUGUCAGGCUUGUUCCUAGCUCUGAUGCACAUUGUUGUAGUAGCCAUUGCAACACUGCGGGAUGCAAUCGUGCGGCGGUUACAGAAGGACGUCACUGGCGUUUACAACAAUGCGUUCAAUGCCUGAAGAAAAUCCGAUGGCAAUGCAUCAGAAAACUUACUUCUGAUAGGUACCAGCGCAUAUUUUAUAAGAAUCCCUUUUAUAAUAGGUAGUUCAUUUAAGAAAGAGGUGAAACUAGUCACAAUUUCUUCUUCAUUAUUUGUACGUUAGUGUGGUUGUAUUAAUUACUGUGAUCUAUCUAUCUAUUGAAGUUUUUUUUAAUUAUUAUAUAUCCAAAGAAAAGGGUAAAAUUUAAAGAUAUGAAGAUAAUAUAAGGCUCACGGACGAUUCCACACGUGAUGUUUUAAUUCAAGCAGUAUUUUCACUGAUCAAUACUUCAUGUUAGAUGUUGUCAGGAGACCUUUCUUUUACCAGUAUAGUUUACUAUCAAGCAGCUUAUCAGCAAUAUUGGGUACUCCGAAAUCGAUAUUUCUGCUGCCUGGACAGUGUGGAUUUGGUUAUACGUAGCAGCUGUUAUGUUUCACUGCAAAUUUUUAUCAUAUAAUUUGCAAUACUAAACGAAUUAUGGUCUUAUAAAAAAUAUUUAUACAUACACAUUUAGUACAUCCCUGUGUAUAUAUAUCGGAUGUCAUACCCAUCACGUCUCUCCAUUUCAUCCAGGAAGCCGUAUCCUGUGUUAGAUGUUUGAGUCGAGACUACUUGAACUAGGUCAUGCUCCAGUAGUCUCGACUUAAUAUUAUUAUAAUAAAAUAAAUGCGAAAUUCUAGAUAUGAAAUCGACUACCUGUAUGUAUUCCCCUUUUAUUUUUAUUAGGUACUAAGAAAACAAAGAUGAUUUAGUAAUAAGUGGUUAUUGUUGCUCAAUUAAUUUAUAGUUAAGACGAUGAAGACUUGAUGUGAUAAAUAAAUAACAGACCCGAGGCACAGAAGAAAGUAAAGUUCAAGUUUAGUUAUGGCAUUGUAUUACAAGCUAAUAAAUCUGGGUUAUUAUACAAAAAUAAUUAAAUUUGCAUUAUUAUGCUGCAUUAAAUACAUAGUUUUUUUUUUUAUUGAAUUUAUUUAUUUUAAUAGAAAAAGCCUAGAUUUACAACUUAUAUAACACCAUCAACCGCUACUAAUAACUAACAACACUAUCUUUUAAUAUUAGGAAACAGGAUUAGGACUAGUGAAUUUUUGUCUGCCUGUUUAUUUCAACUGAUAUCUCUCUCAUACCCAAUUUUAUUCUUAUAUAUUAGAAUAACUUAAAAGUGAUAUUAAAUUAGUAAUAUUGUGUAAAUGACAUUUAUUUCGUAAGAUUAAGUAUUAAAAUAUGAAUUUUGUACAAACCGCCAGCUUUUUUGGAAAUUUGAGUUAUAACACAAACAGCAUUUAAGUGGGUAUCUAAUAUUAAAUUCAUGGAUUUAUUUAUUUCAAAUUAGUUCUAUGUUUCUAUUUGUGACGGUUCGGUGUGAAGUUUUAUCGUCAUAUUUUCCUUUAUUUAAUAAUCUUAAUAGAACGCCAAAAAAUAUUUUUAGUUUUUGAAUCUGGAUUAAGGGGAUUGUUUCUGUUUUUUUUAUACAAUAACAUAAGUAACUUUAAACGAAGGGGAAAAUAGUUCUAUUGAACUUAAUUUUAUUUUGUAAAAAGAAACAUUUUCUCUUUUAACACUCGAUCGAAAAUUAACAAAAAAAACAUCUACUACCCACUCCUAAACUGCAAAAUAUUUUUGUAAAAUAAACUUUUCACCCAUUAUUUUAAUUUAAAUACCUAUACCUCAAGUACAUUUAUUUAUUUUUUAUUUAAAAUCAUUACUAGUAUGAACAGUUCGAUUUUAUGGUCAACCAAUAAAACUAAGAUUCAUUCAUAUCCAAAAAUUAAUUAAUUAUUAGUUACCUGGUAAAUGUUAUUAUGUUUAUUCAUAUUUGCCAUAAAAAAAAUUAAAUA